Molecule: messenger RNA, 578 nt
Organism: Acyrthosiphon pisum (pea aphid)
Lineage: Eukaryota; Metazoa; Arthropoda; Insecta; Hemiptera; Aphididae
Product: acylamino-acid-releasing enzyme-like
Exons: 3
Coding region: 154-414 (86 amino acids)
Biological process (GO): proteolysis
Molecular function (GO): serine-type endopeptidase activity
Source: RefSeq, a predicted model, not a curated record
UUUUAGAAUACAUUUAAAGCUGUAUCAGCUAGAAAUCCAAAUAUUGAUUUACCAUCGCUUUUUAUUACUUCUGAUAUACCAUAUUGGGGUAUUACAGAAUGUGGUUUUAAUUACUCAGAAGUAGAUAGUUUGUCAAAUUCCAAAGAUGUUUUAAUGAAAUUAGCUGAUUGUUCGCCGUGCAAAAAUGUUCAUAAAGUUCAAGCUCCUACACUUUUAUUACUGGGUGAAAAAGAUUUACGUGUUCCUCCGUCUCAAGGUCUUGCAUAUUACCAUCUUCUUAAAAAGCAUGGUGUUACAGCUAGAGUGUUGAUGUACGAUGACUGCCAUUCAUUAAGCACUGUUGCUGCUGAAAUGGAUAGUUCAAUAAACUCUGUAUUAUGGUUUAAAAAAUAUACAGAUGAUGAUUCUGAAUAGCCAUACUAGCAUAAUAGUAUAGUAUAGGUAUAAUUACUAGUAUUUAUAAUCAAUGGUAUUCAUAGGCGCAACUAAAGGCCAAACACUGGGGGUGCUAAAAUUAUGCAGAAGAAAUAGACCCGUGGGGGCAAGCCCCCACACCCCCAAACACCUACCAUACAACA